Perkinsus marinus ATCC 50983 is the source of this 1383-nucleotide messenger RNA. RefSeq names its product Galactokinase, putative. Gene Ontology annotation, cellular component: cytoplasm; cytosol. Lineage: Eukaryota; Perkinsozoa; Perkinsida; Perkinsidae. The transcript has 7 exons. Gene Ontology annotation, biological process: carbohydrate phosphorylation; galactose metabolic process. The coding region runs from base 1 to 1383 and encodes 460 amino acids. The record is from RefSeq and is a predicted model, not a curated record. Gene Ontology annotation, molecular function: galactokinase activity; ATP binding.
AUGUCCUCUCUAGUUGACGACGUGAAGGCUGCCUACACCAAUGAUUUCCCUGGGGCCUCACCAAAGGUAGUAGUCAGGUCUCCAGGCCGAGUAAAUCUAAUAGGGGAACAUGUAGAUUAUAAUGGCUUCGGCGUACUACCAUGUGCUAUUGAAAAGUAUACGGUCAUAGCUGCUGGUCUCUCACAAGAAGGGGCCUCUGAUCUCCUAUCACUAAGGCACACCAAUGAGGAGGAGUUCACUCCUAAGGUCAUCACUGCCUUACCGAACACUACUCCCAUACCGGUCCACCAUUGGACCAACUAUAUCUUGGCAGCUUACAUGGGCCUCCGUGAGAGGCUUGGUCCUGAGGCCUUGCCCACUGGGAGGUCCAUCCAGAUGGUGGUCACUGGUGACCUACCUCGUGCCGCCGGUGUCUCGUCAAGCUCAUCUCUGGUCGUGGCAGCGGUUCUGAGUAUCCUAGGGGUCUUUGGUCUCGAGAAUAACCUCACUAGAUUGGAGCUGGCCAGCGUGUGUGCUUCGUGUGAGAGAUUCGUCGGUACAGCUGGUGGUGGAAUGGACCAGGCAGCCAUCCUCCUAUCCAAGAGAGAUUCUGCAACCCACAUUACCUUCACACCAGUCCUCAAGGCUGAGCCCGUUCCUCUACCCCAAGGCUCGCAGUUCAUAGUUGCCAACUCCCUCGUGUCUAGUGCUAAGGCUGAGACUGCCCCCUUCAGAUACAACAAGCGCGUGUUUGAGUGUCGUAUUGCGGCGUAUAUGGUCCACAUAGGCCUUGGCCUAGAGGAGAGGCUUAUUAGGGAUAUCUGUACCUAUACCUUCGCUGACCUCAUGAACAAUGCUGGUAUUACUGACCUAUUGCAAAUGUUAACUAAGUGUGAGAGUAUAUUACCAAAGGGCCCCCAAACCCGUGAUCAAAUAUCGGCAGUAGUGCCACAGUCUGUUAUAGACCGUCUUUUGGACCAUCGUUGCGGACGAUCAGUGUGGGAUCUCAAUGAUGACUUCCACCUGCUAGAUAGGACCCGUCAUGUAUACACUGAGGCCAACAGGGUUCUCACAUUUGCUGCUGGGGGUAAGUCACUAGUUGAUCUUGGUCUCAUGUUAACGGCUAGCCACAAGUCCUGUUCGGGUGACUACGACUGUUCUUGCAGUGAGCUGGAUGACUUGGUCAAUUGCUUCUUGAAAGCGGGCGCGGUCGGGGCUCGGCUCACUGGUGCUGGUUGGGGUGGCUGUGUAGUCGCUAUGAUCCGUGAAGGGGAAAGUGAGAAGGUCAUGACUGCAGUGAGGGAGUCUUACUAUGAUAAGAGAGGUCUUGCUGGUACUGAUGAUGUGAUGUUUGCCUUUGAUCCUGCCGAUGGUGCCCGGAUUUUUUAUCUACCCCAAGCCUAG